Messenger RNA from Pygocentrus nattereri (red-bellied piranha), 3978 nucleotides. RefSeq names its product glutamate decarboxylase 1b (gene gad1b). Gene Ontology annotation, biological process: GABA biosynthetic process. Gene Ontology annotation, cellular component: cytoplasm; presynaptic active zone. NCBI's taxonomy places the organism in Eukaryota, Metazoa, Chordata, Actinopteri, Characiformes, Serrasalmidae. The record is from RefSeq and is a predicted model, not a curated record. The transcript has 17 exons. Gene Ontology annotation, molecular function: pyridoxal phosphate binding; glutamate decarboxylase activity. Bases 394 to 2169 code for a protein of 591 amino acids.
UCUCUCUCUCUCUCUCUCUCUCUCUGGAAGGUGAAACUUCUUGAGUGUGUCAGGGUGGGCGGUGUGUAUUAAUUGCCCCUCUGACAGUAAGUGUGUGUGGCCCUUGUGUUAGAGCCCCAGGCUGCAGCAGAAGCUCCAGGAGCUGCUGGUGACUCACUGGCGCGCGCUGGAAGGAUAAAUAGCGGAUUGGCGGCUGAAGGAGGGAAAGAACCCAGACGCGCGAGCCACACCGGGCUGGAGUUUAAACGGAGCGGAUCACAGCCGCGCGGGGAGCUUCUCACACAGAAUAAGGCUGAAUUAAGGCUGAACGAGGACUGGAUAAGGACGCUAGAGACGCUCACUUCGAGCUGGAGUGACAAGUCUGCGCACCUGUACCUGCAAACACGGUUCGUGAUGGCAGCCUCUUCAUCUUCCUCUUCAUCAGCCUGCGAUCCUCAGCUGGACCCAAACACAACUAAUGUACGACCACCUCCAUCAGCGUGUGACGGGUGGUACGGGGUCGCGCACGGCUGCACGAGGAAGCUGGGGAUGAAGAUCUGUGGCUUCCUGCAGAAGAACAAUAGUUUGGAUGAGAAAGGACGCAUAGUAGGCGCUUUCAGCCAGAAGCAGCAGCUGGUGAGUGAGCUGGGUGAGAGAGAGCAGCGCUUCAGACGCACUGAGACCGACUUCUCCAACCUGUUUGCUCGAGAUUUACUUCCUGCUAAAAAUGGCGAGGAGCCAACCAUGCAGUUCCUCCUGGAGGUGGUGGACAUCCUCACCAACUACAUCCGCAAGACUUUCGACAGAUCUACCAAAGUGCUGGACUUCCAUCACCCCCACCAGCUGCUGGAGGGCAUGGAGGGCUUUAAUCUGGAGCUUUCUGACCAGCCCGAGUCUCUAGAGCAGAUACUAGUGGACUGCAGAGACACACUGAAGUACGGAGUCCGAACAGGACAUCCCAGGUUUUUUAACCAGCUGUCCACGGGUCUGGACAUCAUCGGUCUGGCUGGAGAGUGGCUGACCUCUACAGCUAACACCAACAUGUUCACCUAUGAGAUUGCUCCUGUGUUUGUGCUGAUGGAGCAGCUGACACUGAAGAAAAUGAGAGAGAUUAUCGGCUGGCCUAACGGAGAGGGAGAUGGACUUUUCUCACCAGGUGGCGCCAUAUCCAACAUGUAUAGUGUGAUGAUUGCUCGGUAUAAGUAUUUUCCUGAGGUCAAAACCAAAGGCAUGUCAGCUGCACCACGUCUCGUUCUUUUUACAUCAGAGCAUAGCCACUAUUCGAUCACCAAGGCUGGAGCUGCUCUGGGCUUUGGUAAAGAAAACGUCAUCCUACUCAGCACAGAUGAGAGGGGACGGGUCAUACCCGCUGACCUGGAGGCCAAGAUCAUUGACGCCAAACAGAAGGGUUAUGUGCCACUCUUUGUGAAUGCAACAGCUGGUACCACAGUAUAUGGAGCAUUUGACCCUAUCAAUGACAUCGCUGAUAUCUGCGAGAAGUACAACCUCUGGCUGCAUGUGGAUGGCGCAUGGGGCGGCGGCCUGUUGAUGUCCAGGAGACAUCGUCACAAGCUGAGUGGCGUUGAGAGAGCAAACUCAGUCACAUGGAACCCGCACAAGAUGAUGGGCGUACCACUCCAAUGUUCCGCCAUUCUGGUCAGAGAGAAGGGCAUUCUGCAGGGCUGUAACUCCAUGUGUGCCGGAUACCUGUUCCAGCCAGAUAAACAGUACGAUGUUACGUACGACACUGGAGAUAAAGCUAUCCAGUGUGGCCGACAUGUCGACAUCUUCAAGUUCUGGCUCAUGUGGAAAGCCAAGGGUACAGUGGGGUUUGAGCAGCACAUAGACAGGUGCCUGGAGCUUUCCGAAUAUCUGUACAACAAAAUCAAAAACCGCCCGGGUUACGAAAUGGUCUUUCAAGGAGAGCCUCAGCACACUAAUGUCUGCUUUUGGUACAUUCCACCGAGUAUGAGGAACAUGCCAGAUGGAGAGGAGCGAAGGGAGAGACUGCACAAGGUGGCACCAAAGAUCAAAGCAAUGAUGAUGGAGUCCGGCACCACCAUGGUGGGCUACCAGCCACAGGGAGACAAAGUCAACUUCUUCCGAAUGGUGAUCUCCAACCACGCCGCCACCAGGUCUGACAUUGACUUCCUAAUCGAUGAGAUUGAGAGGCUGGGACAUGACCUGUGAUUGUGCCCUCGCCUGGAAAUAGGAAGAAACUGCAGCACCCAAUGAGUCAAAAACGUGUGUAAUGUCUGGCGAUAUUGUGCUUAGCUCUAUUGUGUUUAUCUGUUAUUUUCUGUCCUAUCAGUAGUAACUUCCAUUAUUGUGCUGUUGGAUUUUUAGUGUGUACAGAAAACGCUCUUCACACAAAGCCCACCAGUAAUUGAUUUCUCCAUGCUCUUCUCACUGAUGCGCUUUUUACUAAUGAAUGUUGCCAGGUUGGUCAAGCUUUACAGAACACCGACACAUUUCCUCUUCAACCUAAUGAGGAGACAGUAAACUUUCUGUUUAGCAUUUCCAACAGAUGUUCAUCCCUAAAAAAAAACAAAAGUCCUUUCACACACAUGCAAAAUGAACAUUAAGAUUAAUAACGCUCUACAAACGAACAAGAACGAAUUGUGUGCUGAAGGUGCGAAUUAGGUUGAAUCGUAUUUUUGCCAGCGUUAUGUAAACUUGUUUAGCCUAGCAACCGUAGCUAUGAAAGAAUGCCAAACAUGGAUAGGUUAGUUACAGUGCUGUGUUUUAAUGCCAUGCCAUUCAGACCAAUACAUAUAUGUAUAUAUGUAUUGAUCUGAAUAUAUAAAAUAACUAAAUAUAUAUAUACAUACUUUUAAAAAACUAUAUAUUAUGAUAUGCGUGUAAAGACUACAUUCAUGGUGCUUCAGUUGUAAAUACACUACUAAGACAAGCAAGGCGCGCCACCCUUUUAAUAAAGUCAGAAUUCCUCCCUGUGUAUAUGUGGGGUUUAUGGUCGUGCUAAGAUCCAUAUCCCAGCGUUGUGUUUUUAGAACUUACCUUGUUGUAGGUCCUGUAAAAAAAAACGUGUUCAAAUCGGCACCUUUGUGAGGUGAAAACGUCUUUAAUUUCCAGUCAAAAUGCUCUAUGACAAUGACGUAAGUAUUUAAAUGAUAAACCUUUAUUUAUAUUGUGACAUUAAGAGUGUUUGAGAAUGCAGUAUUUAUUUCAUUUGUAAUGCAUCUUACUGGUAUUCAAAACACAUUUCAUGUAAUCAAACAUGUUUGUGGUCUAAUAGUGAAUUUGUGAGCCAAAGACAGAGAACUAUUGUCGCAUAUGUUACACUAAACACUUUCUAUUAAGUAUUCUUUGAGAUAACCUGGUACAUAAAGUAUAUAAAAACACUUCUAUAUAAAUAUAUAUAUAUAUAUAUAUAUAUAUAUGAUAUAUAUUUACUGUGAGUGUGUGUGUGUGUGUAUUGUUCAGGCCCUUGACCUCAGUGCAAUCAGUGUGUUGUGAAUCUGUGAUGUUGUGUGUAACUUUGACUGAAUGUUUUAAAGCAGUUGCAUCAAUCAACAGUGUGAAAUUAGUUAUUUAUCUGUAAAUGAUAACUGGUUAUCAAUGCAAGCUAUUUAAAUCUCUGUCACUUCUCCAUGUAGAAAAAAGCACAAAUUAGAAGAAAGGCAGAGAAAUAUGAUCUUUAGGAAAUGUAAAGGCUGUAUUAAAGUGACUAAAUUAAACGUAGUAAUGUUUUAUUAUUGUAUAUAAAACUUCUACACAGCAACUGUGAAAUUUGAAUCCUUACUGUUGGUUUGCACAAUGUCUUUCUCGGGAUGAAACAGCUUCCGUAGUGCUCAGCGGAGCACAGAGCUUAGUUUUAUGUCGUUGCGACUUUUUGAAUGGACAGACUGUAAAUGGUGAAUGAAUGUGGGGAAAGAAACUCUCCCAGCAAUGGUCGGCACUUUAACAUGCAUAACAUGCCAUGUCAACACUGUUACUGUCAACUGUACAAUGCAAAUAAAGUCUAUUAAUCCAUCAUAA